This is a messenger RNA of Pelecanus crispus (Dalmatian pelican), 845 nucleotides long. RefSeq names its product glutathione S-transferase zeta 1 (gene GSTZ1). NCBI's taxonomy places the organism in Eukaryota, Metazoa, Chordata, Aves, Pelecaniformes, Pelecanidae. Gene Ontology annotation, molecular function: glutathione transferase activity; maleylacetoacetate isomerase activity. The record is from RefSeq and is a predicted model, not a curated record. Gene Ontology annotation, biological process: glutathione metabolic process; L-phenylalanine catabolic process. Gene Ontology annotation, cellular component: mitochondrion; cytoplasm.
GCACACACUGACCAUGGCAUCUGAAAAGCCGAUACUUUAUGGCUAUUUCCGAAGUUCCUGCUCUUGGAGAGUGAGAAUCGCACUGGCUCUGAAAGGGAUUUCCUAUGACCUGGUGCCAGUGAACCUCCUGAAUGACGGGGGGCAGCAGUUUUCUCCUGAAUUCAAGGAAGUGAAUCCAAUGCGGCAAGUCCCAGCCUUGAAAAUUGAUGGCAUCACCCUUUCUCAGUCGCUAGCUAUAAUUCAUUACCUAGAAGACACCCGUCCUAACCCCAGGCUCCUGCCCCAAGAUCCGAAGAAGAGAGCCCAAGUCAGAAUGAUCGCUGAUCAUAUUGCCUCCGGCAUUCAGCCACUCCAGAACCUGCGUGUCCUGAAAGAAAUGGGGGAGAAAAAAAAGGAAUGGGCUCAGAACUGCAUCUCAUCUGGCUUUCAAGCGCUGGAGCAGAUUCUGCAGCACACUGCUGGGCGCUACUGCGUGGGGGAUGAAGUUUCCAUGGCUGAUCUGUGCUUGGUGCCUCAAGUUGCCAAUGCUGAAAGAUUCGAAGUGGACAUGGGUCCAUAUCCCACAAUAAGCAGAAUCAACAAAGCUCUCCUGGAGUUAGAGGCAUUCAAAGUAAGCCACCCAUCCCGGCAGCCAGAUACUCCUGCAGAGCUGCGAGCUUGAAGCCCUUCUACUCAUUAAAUUAAGUAAGCUGGCAUGUCAAAAAGGACAACAGCUACAGCUUGAGUAGGACUUCAGUGCCAGCAGGAAGCCCUAGUACCAUUGUCUCACUUUCAUCUGGACAGCUGAUUUGUACCUCUUGCUUAUGUCUAGCAGCAGUCUUGUGGAAUUUAUAAUAAAGGUCUGU